Messenger RNA from Zootoca vivipara (common lizard), 5253 nucleotides. NCBI's taxonomy places the organism in Eukaryota, Metazoa, Chordata, Lepidosauria, Squamata, Lacertidae. The record is from RefSeq and is a predicted model, not a curated record.
GGACUGGAGCAAAGCCCCGGUGGGACUUGCUUCGAAGCGGAGAAGUGCACAGCACUGCAACUCCGUGCAAAUGCACUUGGGGCCGUUCUCGUCCAAGGUCGCUCACGGAUUUAGUGGUCUUUCAGCAUAGGGACCAACUCCUAGCAACCAAGGCAUCAUUUCACAGAUAUCAAUGGAAAAGAGACAUCAUAUUAAGUUUCGUUGGGACUGAUUCUUGUCUCAGAUCCGUUGGCUGAUACAGGGGAAACUGGCAAACACGUUUCCAAAUCAUGUGAGGGCUUUAGUUUAUGUGCCAGUCACAUAUUUGAUUACGAAAUGCACUGUAGCCCAUAUUUCAAAGGUCACAGUCCUCCUAUUGAAAGCAUCUUGAAAACCAUGGUUUAUAGUCCAGAAUAUCCACAACAUGGAAGCUUUCAAGAUCUGGUCUGCUCUAGCUGUACUUUGCAGUUUUUGCCGUAAAGGUACAUCAUGUGGCUUGUCAACACAUAUUGAAAUAGCUCACAGAGCUCUGGAAUUUUUCAGCAGCCCAGAAGGAAAUGUUGACUAUCGCAAGUUGAUACUAACCCACCAAGAUGCCUAUCAGGCUGGAAGCCUGUAUCCUGAUGCCUUUUAUUCUGGUAUCUGCAGGAAUGGGCUGUUCCAUCAAGUAUCUGAGGACACUCACUGGGCACCUUUUCUCAAUACCAGUAUCCAUUACAUCAGAAAGAACUAUCCUCAGCCCUGGGGAGAGGCCACAGAGAAACUGGUGGCUUUCCUCUUUGGAAUCGCUUCUCAUAUGGUGGCGGACGUGAGCUGGCAUAGCUUGGGGAUUGAACAAGGAUUUUUACAUGCCAUGGCAGCUAUUGAUUUUCAUGGCUCAUAUUCAGAUGCUCAUGCUGCUGGUGAUUUUGGAGGAGACGUGCUGAGCCAGUUUGAGCUUGAUUUUAGUUAUUUGGAACCAAGCUGGUAUGUGCCAGUCAAAGAUUUACUGUCAAUCUACCAGGAACUUUAUGGGCUGAAAGUAAUAACUGAAGACACGAUUGUUGACUGCACGUACCUGCAGUUUCUUGAACUGUUUGGUGAAAUGAUCACUGUCGCCAAGCUUUACCCCAUCUAUGCCAGGAAGUCCUCAUUUUUGGUGAACAAAUUCCACGAAUAUUUUCUCGGUGGUGUGGAUGAUAUGGCAUUCUCGUCAAAUAAUAUUUUCCAGCUAACAAGUCAAAUGUUAGAGAAUGGAACAAGUGGCUGCUUUAUUCCUGAGAAUCCUUUGUAUAUACGCUGUAAAGAUGAACAAACAAAUGCUGUCAUUAGAAUCAAACAGUCCAAAACUGAGCACUACAGACAAACGACUUCUUCAAUGGCCAAAUCAGUUGAAAAAAAUAUCAGCUACACAGAGCGAGGAGUUUAUUUUGAUGUGCCACCUUGGACAGCAAAUUAUCUUCAGUUGAGCAAUAGUGCCACUGCAAAAGAUUUGAGGAGAGUCUUGUCAGUCACGCCACAAGGGUCACCUAACCAUGUAACCAAACCCAGUGCUUCAUAUUUUCUGAAAACGCCAUAUGCUAGACUUGGGUGGGCGUUGAUUUCUGCUGACCUAAACCAGGACGGCUACGAUGACCUGGUAGCAGGAGCGCCCGGAUACAGCUGGCUGGGACACAUUCAGAUAGGCCGUGUAUAUAUUGUUUAUGGUAACGAAUCAGGUUUGCCUCAUGCAAACAUGGACCUAGACCAGGAAGCAGAUUGCAUUCUGGAGGGGAAUAAGCCUUCAGCAAGGUUUGGUUCUGCUGUAGCAGUUCUAGAUUUCAACGAGGAUGGUGUGUUGGAUCUAGCAGUGGGAGCCCCGUCCGUAGGAUCACAGGAACUCAGUUACAGGGGCUCUGUAUAUGUAUUUUUUGGCAAUAGAGGACAAGGUUUCUGCAACCUACCAAAUGUCACCAUAGCUUGUCAAGAAAUAUACUGUAACCUUGGCUGGUCACUGCUGGCAGCCGACCUUGAUGGCGAUGGAAACAAUGAUCUUGUAGUUGGUUCUCCUUAUGCAGCUGGUGGUGGGAAACAAAGAGGAUUUGUGGCUUCGUUUUAUUCCUUUCUCAAUAGAAGCAGCCAAGACCAGCUGUUCCUAUCAGAUGCGGACUGGAUAGUAAAAGGAGAAAAGGAUUAUGCGUGGUUUGGGUCAUCACUCAGCAGCGUCCAACUUCAAAAUACAACCUUGCUGCUUAUCGGCAGUCCUUCUUGGAAAAGCUGUAGAAGUAGUCUAAGCUGCUAUGUCUUACGAGAUACCAAGCUGACGAUUGGGAAGGUAUACGGCUAUAUCCCACCAAGCACGCGGAGUUGGUUUACCUUAACUGGAGAUAGGGAAAUGGGGAGACUUGGUUCAUCCUUGGCCACCGGCUUCCUUUCUGUAGGAGGAAUCUCCAGGCAAGUGUUGGUAGUUGGUGCACCAUCACAAGACAGCACAUCUAGGAUUGCAUUUAUAAGCUCAGUGCUGCACCAAGCAGGAAGUGCUUUGAUGUAUGAUUUGACGGACCCUGCCAAGCCAUUUCUGCUGAGCACUUUCAGCGGGGACAGGAGAUUUUCACGCUUCGGAGGAGAUGUGCACUUGCGUGACCUAAACAAUGAUGGACUUGAUGAGAUCAUUGUGACCUCACCUCUUCGAGCAAAAGACAUCAUAGCUGGGCUGUUUGGAGGAGACGCUGCACGUGUUUACAUAUUUAGUGGAAACCAGACCACCUCUGGACAUGUGACAGGCAACUGCAAAUCAUGGACUUCACCUUGUCCUGAAGACUGGGCACAGUAUGUCAUCAUUUCUCCUGAGGAAAAAUCAAGAUUUGGGAGUGCUGUGAUCACAGUGAAAUCUGGACAAAAGACUGAAGUUGUAGUAGCAGCUGAGAGAAGUUCCAGAGAAGCUCGGCUAAGUGGCAGACUUUUUCUCUACACCUUUUAAUUGCCACUGAGCCUCUUUUCAGCAAAUCACUCUUCACUUUUGUAAAAUUCUCAUGUACUCAUGUACUAUUUAACCCGCAAUUGAACAGCAUUAACAUUUUAAGGAACGAAAGCUGAGAUCUAAGAUUACUUAUUGCUGUUUAAAUUUUCUUGCUAAGGAUAAUGAAUGGAAAUCCUUCUAAAAACGUCAUGUUGUAGCUUCAGACUGUUAGCUGCUUUCAACUGUUUACAUGCAUUGUGCGUACACAUGGGCCUGUUUUUUAAGAAUUUAUUGCAACAUACACUGCAAUGGAGUAGACUGAAGAAGGAAGACCCAAUGAAUCCUGAAAACAUGGAGUUGCACAGAAAUAGUUUGGCAAGAGCACACUUCCCUAAGUCUCGCUAUUGAUUCCAACCUUGAUUUUGAAAUGGACCACUUCUUUAACCUGUACUUGGAAGUGGGAUCGCUUCGUCUCAAAUUAGGCCAGACUCAGAUACAUCUGUCUGAAAAGUGGAAUUGCAUUUUCAUCCCUCUUGUCACUGCCAAAACAUAAAUCACCCAUGCUGAGUUACUAACAUCUACAUGGCAGCAAGAGCAGUUGUUCAACCUUGAAUAUCCCUGAUGUCUGAUGUUGGGCUAAUGGGAGAUGAUUUAAAGUGGUCUAAACCAUUGAGCCUCUUGAAUCCCUGCGACGGGGUGAGCUCCCGUUGCUCUGUCCCAGCUCCUGCCAACCUAGCAGUUCAAAAGCACGCCAAAAAGUGCAAGUAGAUAAAUGGCGGGAAGAUAAAUGGCCGUUUCUGUGAGCUGCUCUAGUUUCAGUGUUCCGUUGUGCCAGAAGCGGCUUAGUCAUGCUGGCCACAUGACCUGGAAAAUCUGUGGACAAACGCCAGCCCCCUCGGCCUGUAAAGUGAGAUGAGCGCCGCAACCCCAGAGUCGUCUGUGACUCGACUUAACUGUCAGGGGUCCUUUACCUUUACCUUUUACAUGGCAGUAAGAGCAGUUGUUCAACCUUGAAUAUCACUGAUGUCUGAUGUUGGGCUAAUGGGAGAUGAUUUCAAGUUCUCUAGUCUUAGGAUUCUAUCCACCAACCAGUAAGAUGCCUCUACCUUCUAGUCAAGUCCAAUGGGACUUAAUUCUUAGGUGCGUAGGAUUGCAACUGAAACUAUAGGCCAUGGUACUUCAAGUCCUAGGUAAACUUCCAGUAACAAGCAUGUAACACUUUUUGGGGGGAUAGUAUUAAGAAAACCUUCAUGCAUGGAAUUGCACACAAUUGCAUGGUAAAUUCAGGAGGAUUUAGAAGCUGACCCACAAGAAGUAUUAGCUACUUGAGAUUCACUCAGCUUCUACACCUAUUUAAAUAGCUUCUGUAGCUCAAAAGGUCUCAAAUGUGAUUCCUGGUAGCUCCAAUUAAAAAGAUCUUGUAGUAGGAUCCUGUUAGAACACAGUCAAUACUGGGCUAGAUGAACGAAUAGUGCAAGCUGGUUGGUGCAAAGGCUGCUUCCUAUUUAAUCAAAUGUAAUCUAAUGACAAACUAUUUAGGCUAACGAUUAAUGAAUGUGCCGUCUUUUUUUUUUACCUUAUCCCAUGUGCAAUGUAAUAAAAAAAGAUAUUCCCCUUUGAGUGGUAUUUCAUAUUCAUUCUGAACUUUGCCAUCAUUCUAGAUGUUAUCAGAAAGUUAGAAGGUAAACUACUAACUCUGCCACAGACUGAAGUUUCUUCCGGUUUUGCUCCUUUGCUUUCAAUACAAGUUAGGGGAUUGAUGGCUCUUCUCCCUGGUUUUGUAGGAUCAGGGCUUCUGAUGAGGUUCAGCGGGUACACACAUAACAGGCCCUGAGCCAACAGGGCCCUAGACUCUUACAUGUUUUUAAAUUAAAAAAAGAAAAAGAAACAUAGGACAAUUGGCCAUGUCUGAAGAAAGUUAGAAGGCAAAGCGCAGAGGCAGUUCUAAGGCUUCAGUACUUUGCAGGCCACACCACUGCUAAGAAUGCUUAUUCACCGUUGGUAAGCAAUCUGAGAAAGAAAUGCUGAUCACUCUCACUUGGGACUCAGGUGUAUGUUUGUAGAAGUACCCUCCCCAUCCACAUGAUUUCAUUCACUUCCCAAGUGUGCUGCCUUUACAGAGGAAAACACAAGCUGCUUGCUUGCGUGUAUUUUGCUGAAAAGUAAUCCCCUUUAAAUAAACGAGGGUUCCUUCCUUUUGAGAAAAAAAUGGUGCUAUUGCAAUCUCUCCCCACCCUGGUUUUCUAUGUUUCCCCCAUCCAUUGAUUUGCUUUUCAUCACUGGAGUGUUAUUUAUUAAUAACCAUAACCAAAAAUAUAAAGUACAGUACCAAAAUGAAUCAGCAAAUGCCUUACAGC